AUGGAUACUAAUCCGGGGAAGGCCCCCGGGGGACAGCAGCCGUAUGAUGAGGAAUGGGCACGAGAUUUGAGGAUCCAAUUCGAGGGGUUACUCCGCACGAAGCGAUUAAAUGAAUUACAAACGCGGUCACGACGGGGUUCGCCUUCACCAAGAGAGAGCGCUUCGUCUGGCAACCUGCGAGCAUCGUCCGCAGCCAGUUCCGACAGGCCGCAAACAUCUCACGGCAGUGCCAGCUCCUCCGCUACACCACCGCCAUAUUCCCACGUCCGCAACCUCCCCAAAAUCCCGACCCCGCCAUCGCCCAACGACCGCGAAUCUUUGAAAUUCAGGAGCAUGCUAAUAUCGCUAUCGGCGACGCCGACCAAGUACGAGAACCCGGGCUUGCUCGAUGAAGCGCUACAGGUUAUUCCGCUGGACAGGAUAUAUGGCGAAGCUGAGGAAGAGAGCCAAGUGCUCCAAGCGCAGGCCGAGAGUAUGGGCGAUGGGCGCAAGCCGGAAUGGGGUUAUCAGGAUUGCGUCAUUCGGGCACUUCUCAGGUGGUUCAAACGAUCUUUCUUCACUUGGGUCAAUAACCCCCCUUGCCCGAUAUGCCUGUCGCCGACCAUUGCGCACGGCAAGACGCAACCGACGCCAGAUGAGCAAGCCUGCGGCGCACUGCUCGUCGAGCUUUACCGAUGUUCCAACGUCAACUGCGGAGCAUUUGAGCGUUUUCCCCGGUUCGGCGAUGUAUGGCGUCUAUUGCAAACACGACGUGGGCGAUGCGGCGAGUGGGCCAACUGCUUCACCAUGUUGUGUCGCGCUGUCGGCAGCCGCGUGCGUUGGGUGUGGAACGCCGAAGAUCACGUUUGGACCGAGGUUUACUCUGAGCACCAGAAGCGGUGGAUCCACGUCGAUGCCUGCGAAGAGGCCUGGGACAACCCGAGGCUGUACACGGAAGGCUGGGGCAAGAAAAUGUCGUACUGCAUUGCCUUCUCCAUCGAGGGUGCGACCGACGUCACCAGACGCUAUGUACGGAAAAUGGAGUAUUACAACGAUCGGACCAGGUGCCCCGAAGAGGUAUUGCUGUACAUCAUGCAGGAAAUUAAACACCUACGCCGGGCCAACAUGGACAAGGAGACACGCUUCCGGCUCGAGAAGGAAGACUCAAAGGAGGACCGGGAGCUGCGCAGCUACGUCGUGGCCUCCAUCACCCACGCUGUGACCCAGCUUGUGCCAACAACAGGCGACGGCAACGCGAAUGGCAGCGCUGGGGGGAGACGAGGAGGCUCGUCUUCGGGCGAUGAUACCAAGGUUCCCGUAUCUGCCGACCUUGGCCCCCGACAGAGUGGCAAUGCCGAGUGGGUGGCUGCUCGCGGAGAGAAUGGCGGAAGGAAUCAACGAUACCCGCCGCCUCCGAACCAAGGUCCGCCGUUCUCCUGA
Molecule: messenger RNA, 1419 nt
Organism: Canariomyces notabilis
Lineage: Eukaryota; Fungi; Ascomycota; Sordariomycetes; Sordariales; Chaetomiaceae
Exons: 2
Coding region: 1-1419 (472 amino acids)
Biological process (GO): glycoprotein catabolic process; protein deglycosylation; protein quality control for misfolded or incompletely synthesized proteins
Cellular component (GO): nucleus; cytosol
Molecular function (GO): peptide-N4-(N-acetyl-beta-glucosaminyl)asparagine amidase activity
Source: RefSeq, a predicted model, not a curated record